UUCUCCGCCGGCAUCCCUUGCCGACCUCGUCCCCGGCGGUCUCCCAACAGCCACCUCUCUCUCCUGCUUCUGUUUCACUCGACCAUCUCCAUUACUCAUCUCAAACCUAUCUCUCUCAAUCUAAAGGAUCACCUUCACCCAUUUCACAGAUUGGUACGCAAGGGUUAUCUCCGUACAAAUUCACCUACUCAACCCCUUCUCCUAGCACGCAGCACCUGUGAUCCUGGGUCUAUGGGAACUGAGUUUUCUAUAAAGCAGAAACUGGUAAUUGUGUUCAUAUUCUUGGUUGGCGCUGACUGCUUUAUGCUUGGUUUCUCUUCUUUAAGCCAGAGAAGGAUUGUAACAUGGAGCGGCCAACAUCCCAUGGCACUGUAUUUGAGUCGUUAAAAACCACUUCUUUAAGUUCUCUCCUCUUGCUUUUGUUUUACCUUGUGAGGGAGGAUGGUCAGGAAGGAGGCGAUUUUCUCACGCCAUCGAUUUAUAUUGAGAGCUAUGGCUGUUGGAAUGUGCGAGACAGGUUCUGAUUCCUUCAAUUCAAAUAUCAGUCCCUUGUGUACUCCGAAUGAAUAUAUUCUGCAAUCUUAUUUUGCAAAACAUCAGCACUUGCUUGAUUCAGAUUUCCAAGAUUUCAUCGCAAAAAAUCUUCCCUCUUGCACUUGUGAAUCACUACAAAAUAAUCUUAAUAAUGCUGCAAAAUUAUCCAUUUUGCACCGCAAUCUAGCCGGUGAAGGUUCUCAUCGUCAUAUAUCCUCAGCUAUUAGUCUACAUACUCAUCCAGAGUCCCUAUCUCAGCUACCAACUCAUUUCUGUGAAGUUAUAAUCAUUGAAAGGCUGCCAUCUGGAGUCUUUGCUGACCCAUUUGAGCUUCAACAUCUUUAUCAACGUGGUGUGUUUACUGAAGUAGCUGUUUUUGGGGAUGCAAAUUUGGAAUUACCUUCGUUCCUUUCAAACCGGUCUGCUGUUGAGAUUCACAUGGAUGUUGGUCUUAAUAUCUUUUCCAAGCAGGAGAAUGAAUGGGAAAUCAACAUAGGGCUUCCAGUACAUGCACGGUACACGCCGUUGCAAGAUAGUGGGUAUGCAAGAGUAGAGUUUAGAGAUCCUGACUUAUUCCUGCACUGCAAAUUAGAGGGAAGCCCACAUAAUGAAAGCUGUUUGAUCAUGUCAAGAAACAGCAAUGCUGAAAUCCCAAUUGGUGCUGCUGUCUGGAAAAUACCUUCUGGGAUUAGGGCACAUGCAAAUGCUGUCUCUUUUAUUACUUUCUUUUCUUCUUUCUUAUCGACUCUUUUGAUUGUUAUCUCAUCAAUCUGGAAUUCCAACUUCAGACCUUGCAAAAACUUGAAACAAUCUUAAAAUGUAACUGCUGUGAAAACAAAUGGAGUGUAUUCUUUUGUAGUUUCUUUCAGUCAGAGACUCGAAGACCACUGCUGAGAUCUGAUGGUUCUUCUUUGCCCUUUCAAGAUUACGGGCAUAGAUCUUAACCUCAAACACUUUACUUGGCCAUAUAUGGUUUACAUUGUUGAAGACGUUUGUAUUAAAUACCCUGUUGAAUUUGAAAGAACAAUUUGAAACAAUUUGUCAUGUACAUGUGGGAAUUUUUACUCUUCUCUAA
Molecule: messenger RNA, 1609 nt
Organism: Carica papaya (papaya)
Lineage: Eukaryota; Viridiplantae; Streptophyta; Magnoliopsida; Brassicales; Caricaceae
Source: RefSeq, a predicted model, not a curated record